Fragaria vesca subsp. vesca is the source of this 969-nucleotide messenger RNA. RefSeq names its product probable calcium-binding protein CML50-like. Gene Ontology annotation, molecular function: calcium ion binding. Lineage: Eukaryota; Viridiplantae; Streptophyta; Magnoliopsida; Rosales; Rosaceae. The record is from RefSeq and is a predicted model, not a curated record. The transcript is spliced from 5 exons. Bases 127 to 969 code for a protein of 280 amino acids.
GGAACGUUCCCCCACUCGCUUCCGUAGAACACACACGCGUCACCACCCUCUAUCAAACUUCGAACAAAUUCCCUGACCACGAGAUUCUCCUCUCAAUCUCUCCCAAUCUUCUUGUUUUCUUCUUCAAUGGCUUUUUCUGAUGCCAACUACGGUUCUGAUACCUACGCUCCCUCUGCCCCAUCCCUACCCGACUCCUACGGCCACCAGGAACCAGAAGUCACCGUUUCUGAUAAUGAUCCUCCUCCUCCUCCUACGGCGAAUACAUAUUACUACGGCAAGCCGCACUCGCAAUACGGCCGCAGUUACGUCCGUAGUUACGGCCAUAGUUACGCCCGUAGUGACGGCCUGCCGGAGCUGGACCUGUCUCCUUCUUCGUAUGAUCAACCGUCUUCUUCUUCUUCAUAUGAUCAGGAAACAGGUGGGGAUUUUCCACCGGGGACCGACCCGGAUGUGAUUAGCAGCUUUCAGAUGGUGGAUAAGGACGGUAGUGGCUUCAUUGACGACAAUGAAUUGCAACAGGCUCUUUCUUCUGCCUACCAGAUGUUUAGCCUCAGGACCAUUCGUUUGCUCAUGUUUCUCUUCAAAAACAUCAACAAUCAUGAUAUUCUAAAACUGGGUCCUCAAGAAUUUGCCGCACUAUGGAGUUGUCUUGGUGAAUGGCGAACCAUGUUUCAGAAAUAUGACACAGAUAAGAGUGGAAAGAUUGAUGUGAUAGAGUUGAGAGAUGCACUCUUUGGUCUAGGACUUGCAGUCCCCCCUACUGUUCUUCAACUUCUGACUUCCAGGUACGAAGAUGGAAGUGGGCACCGGGCUGAACUUAACUUUGAUAGUUUUGUCGAAUGUGGGAUGAUUGUAAAGGGCUUGACUGAGAAGUUCAAAGAGAAGGAUCGAAAAUAUACUGGUUCAGCAACAUUCAGUUACAACGCAUUUAUGUCUAUCGUCAUCCCAUUUCUUGUGUCAUAUAAUUGA